Molecule: messenger RNA, 146 nt
Organism: Entrophospora candida
Lineage: Eukaryota; Fungi; Glomeromycota; Glomeromycetes; Entrophosporales; Entrophosporaceae
Source: the annotation of a GenBank genome assembly
GGAAAAAAUCACCAACUAUUCCAUGUAGCGAAGACCAUGUUCAAAUAUAUUCACUGCCAGGCAUUUUUAUCUGUUUAUUUACUGGAGAAGAGGGUGAUGAGAAAUUAAGAAAUUUACUUGGUGAAGAAGAUUGGGUGGGCGAUUAG